AUGUCAUACUCACAGGGCAGUGCAGGAUCGAAUGGAAUGGCCUACAACAUGUUGAAUGCUUCGCAAUCCCUUAACUCCACCCCUCGCGCAACUCCUCCACCCCCGAAAGGAUCUCAGAUGUCCUCUUUCGGUUAUCCCAAUGGACUGCCACGAAGCUUUAGUGGAUACGAUGGAGCCAACGACUAUGGGUCGGUAAUGUCAUACCAGGAGGAGUACAAACCACAGAUUUACCGAGCUGUCUAUUCUAAUGUCGCUGUCUAUGAGAUGGAAGUGAAUGGUGUCGCUGUGAUGAAACGUCGAUCCGAUUCUUGGUUGAACGCUACGCAAAUUUUGAAAGUCGCCGGUGUUGUGAAAGCGAGACGAACGAAAACCCUCGAGAAAGAAAUUGCGGCUGGUGAACACGAGAAGGUCCAAGGCGGUUACGGAAAAUACCAGGGGACGUGGGUUAACUACCAACGAGGCGUCGACUUGUGUCGAGAGUACCACGUUGAAGAAUCACUCCGGCCACUGCUGGAGUACGAUAUGAGCCCUGACGGCUCCGGAGCUCCUGCCCACGGAUCGACGAUAGAUACACCCACCAAAGAACAAGCAAUGGCCGCGCAGCGCAAGCGACUUUACAACGGUGGAGAGAGUCGCAGCGCAUCACAGCCGCAGCAGGGAACUUUCUUCCAAAAUAUCUCACGAACCGCCGCCACCGCUGUUAAUGCGCUCAGCAAAGCGCGCUUCGACUCCCCCAGCUCUAACAGUCGUCGACCCAGCAUGGCUCGCAAGCCCUCACAACAGAUGAACAGCCAGGAAUCCGGCCUUGCGUUCAGCAGCCAGCAGAGCAUGUACAGCAUGUCCGACAGCGGAUUUAGCAGCCUACAAAAUCGGUACCAGGUGCAAGAUGACACCGACGAUCUUGCGGAACCUCCACGCAAACGUAUGCGCUCUACUUCGCACCAGGGCCCACCUAUCGGCCUCACUCGAGAACCAUCCAAUCUAUCCAUGCACGAACCUACACCCACAGAACCUAACGACUCCUUUUAUCAAGAUAUGGAUCUUCCUCCCCCUCCCAUGGAUGAUGGUUCGAAACGCGGCGUCGAGUCCCUGGCGCCUGCUUCUACCCCACAGAGAUUCCAGAAGAUGAAGCUCAUUAUGACAUUGUUCCUCGAUAAACGAACAAAAGACUUCACGAAUCACCCAGCCUUGUUGCAGUUGACCGGGGACGAUCUUGAAAUUCCCCUUGACGAAUACCGAAACAAUGCCCUUCACUGGGCUGCGAUGCUUGCCCGCAUGUCACUGCUCAAUGCGCUAGUCGCCAAGGGUGUCAGUAUAUCGCGAGUCAACGGUGCCGGAGAAACGGCACUGCAAAAGUCCGUGGGCACUCGAAACAACCUCGAUUAUCGAAGCUUCCCGCGUUUGCUGCAGGUGCUAGCCCCUACCAUUGACAUGGUGGAUUACAGCGGACGUACCAUCCUGCACCACAUCGCCAUGAUGGCUGCAACUGGUGGCGGCGGACACGUAUCCGCAAAGCAUUAUUUGGAAGCCCUUCUUGAGUUUAUUGUACGACAUGGAGGCAUCGUUGCAAGUUCGAAUGGAGACCAUGCGCCAAACGGGAACCCUGGUGGUGAAGUUAUCUCUUUGGGACGGUUCAUCUCCGAGAUUGUCAACCUCCGCGAUGAUCAGGGUGAUACGGCCCUUAAUCUGGCUGGACGUGCCCGCUCAGUCCUUGUCCCGCAACUCCUGGAAGUGGGUGCCGAUCCUCACAUUCCAAACCACACUGGCCUCCGGCCUGCUGACUACGGUGUGGGUGUCGACAUGGUCGACGGAAACUCUCAAUCUCAGCAACCGGCCAGUCGGAAUGACACAUUCAUUGAUCAAUUGGCGAAGUCGAAGAAAGAGAUUCUCGAUGCGGCAAUGUCCCAAAUCAGCGCAAUGGUCGAGGAAACACUCGGGGGAAUUGACCGAGAGUUGGCUUCGAGCUUGACACAAAAACAAGAGAGUUUCGAUCACUGGCAUACGAAGAUUCGCGAGUCUGCUAAAGCUCGGCAGAUCGAACAGAAGCAAUAUGAUGAGCUCAGACGCAAGGGUUCUGAGCGCGUGGAGCUAGACCGGCGGAUCAAGAAUCUGGAGCGGUCAUCUGAGGGUCUGUUGGUAACAGUGAAGAACACACCAGGACUGGACGCGAGCAAGACGGUUGUUGUGGGUGAUGCCGACAGAGGUUCGGGCGUUGAUGUCGCGACAUUUGACGCCCUAUUCCCCGAGGGCUUCGACCCAGCGUCCGGGUUCUCAGAACAGCAAGCCGCCUUCCUGGCUUCACUGCCAGCAACGGAUCUGCUUAGGCGCCAGGCACAAUGCUACAAAGAAUUCAACGGAGGGAUAUUAGCUGAAGUCGAUGGCUUGAAAGCAAAGAACGCGGUUCUUGGCCAGAACUACCGUCGCAUGGUGAUGGCAUGCACGGGUUGGACAGCGGAGCAAGUAGAUGAAGCCGCGGAGGGGCUCACGCAGUGCGUCAAGGAAUUGAAUGACAAUCCCGUCCCCGAGGACGAAGCCAUUGAGAUCCUGAUGCGGGAUCGCGGGCAGGACUGGUAG
This is a messenger RNA of Penicillium concentricum, 2574 nucleotides long. RefSeq names its product putative APSES transcription factor (MbpA). Gene Ontology annotation, molecular function: protein binding; DNA binding; transcription coactivator activity. The coding region runs from base 1 to 2574 and encodes 857 amino acids. Lineage: Eukaryota; Fungi; Ascomycota; Eurotiomycetes; Eurotiales; Aspergillaceae. Gene Ontology annotation, cellular component: MBF transcription complex; SBF transcription complex. The transcript has 3 exons. The record is from RefSeq and is a predicted model, not a curated record.